GGGGAGUAGAGUGGUAGGGGGAGGGGGAGAGAGGGGAAGAAUUUCCAUACUUGUGUUCAGUGACACAAGACAUUGACACCCUGCAAGAUAAAACUGCCACUUAGAGCCCAGGGGAGUUAAACCUUCCUGGGUUGGCCUGGGGGCUUGAGCAGAGUCAUGGGUUCUCUGGUCCUUAGGCUGAGCGCUGUCUUCUGCCUGGUGGUUCACUCUGUUUCUGGCAGGCCCAUCAUGGGCCUUGAGCAGUCGCCUCUAGAAGAAGACAUGCCGUUCUUCGAUGAUGUCUUCACAGAGCAAGAUGGUGUCGACUUCAACACGCUGCUGCAGAGCAUGAAGGAUGAGUUUCUCAAGACACUGAACCUGUCAGACAUUCCUCUGCAGAACUCAGCCAAGGUAGACCCGCCAGAGUACAUGCUGGAACUCUACAACAAAUUCUCUAUGGACAGGACCUCCAUGCCGUCUGCCAACAUCAUCCGGAGUUUCAAGAAUGAAGAUCUGUUUUCUCAUCCAGCUAGUUUUAACGGGCUCCGGAAAUACCCUCUCCUUUUCAAUGUGUCUAUCCCUCACCACGAAGAGGUCAUUAUGGCUGAACUUAGGUUGUACACGCUGGUUCAAAGAGAUCGCAUGAUGUAUGAUGGUGUGGACCGGAAAAUUACCAUUUCUGAAGUCCUAGAGAGCAAAGAGGCUGACAAGGGUGGAAGGAACACGCUGGUCUUAGCAUCAACUGAGAUCUACGGAAUCAACAGCGAGUGGGAGGCAUUUGAUGUCACGGAUGCCAUCAGACGUUGGCAAAAGUCAGGCUCAUCUACCCAUCGACUGGAGGUCCACAUCGAGAGCAGACAAGACCAAGUUGAAGAUGCUGGAAGGGGACAACUGGAAAUAGACACCAGUGCCCAGAAUAAGCACGACCCUUUGCUUGUUGUGUUUUCUGAUGACCAAAGUAGUGAGAAGGAGCGGAAGGAGGAACUGAAUGAAAUGAUCGUCCACGAACAGGACCUGGACCUGGGCAUGGGUGGUUUCUCCAGUGGACCUGGGGAAGAGGCUUUGCUGCAGAUGAGGUCCAACAUGAUCUAUGACUCCACUGCUCGAAUCAGGAGGAACGCCAAGGGAAACUACUGCAAGAGGACCCCGCUCUACAUCGACUUCAAGGAGAUUGGCUGGGACUCCUGGAUCAUUGCUCCACCCGGGUACGAAGCCUAUGAAUGCCGUGGUGUCUGUAACUACCCCCUGGCAGAGCACCUCACACCCACAAAGCACGCAAUUAUCCAGGCCUUACUCCACCUCAAGAAUUCCCAGAAAGCUUCCAAAGCCUGCUGUGUGCCCACAAAGCUGGAGCCCAUUUCCAUCCUCUAUUUAGAUAAAGGUGUUGUUACCUACAAGUUUAAAUAUGAAGGCAUGGCUGUGUCUGAAUGUGGCUGUAGAUAGAAGAAAGAUUCGUGGCUUAUUUAAUAACUGUAAAUGUGUAUAUUUUGUGUUCUAUUUAAUGAGACUAUUUAAUGAAGGUGUACAGAUAAUAGAGGCUUGCUACCUUAGGGAAAUAGGUCAGUGUGUUGUAGAAAAUGUGUAUUGUGUGUGCAAUCCAGUCCCUUUCAUUCUGUUUUUCUUUGGACUUUCAUUUCCUGGUGAUGCUGUCUCUAAGCACAAAAGGCAGGGCCAUACUACUUAUUCUCUUUGUCACUUUGGAAAGAGCCACCCCUAAACAAAAUACAUCAUCAACACACAGAUAUUGGUGCAUGUUCGUGUGUGUGUGUGUGUGUGUGUGUGUGUGUGUGUGUGUACACAAACUUAUGAACAUCUUUUUGCUCAAAGGAGGCAGGCUAUAUUCAUGCACAUGAGUGGCUUCCUCCAAUGUGUUUAUGUUAUAGGAUAUGGGAUUUAGGUUAAGAAAAUUUACAUCAAGAAUUUUACCAUCCUGGGAAGCAUAUUUCCCAUUCAUUCUGGGAGUGUCAGUGUAGCUUUUUCAGCUGUUUCUGCCAUGGUUCAGAGUAGCUGGCUUGAUGAGCAGGAUGGAGGCCUGAGGUGGGGCUGUUAGAUACAGGAAACAAACAGCCUUGACAGGCAGUGGUGCCAGUGAUUCUCUUAAAAGAAUGGGUCUUCUGGACGUGUGCUCCAGAGGGCAGUGCCUAGUCAAGAAAGAAUGACAGAGGGGACUUCAGUGCCCCCGUCCCUCAGUUAACAAGAGGCAAUGCCCCAUGCGCCAGCCUUUGCCUCUGCAGAGGGUCUUGGAGGUGG
Molecule: messenger RNA, 2229 nt
Organism: Nannospalax galili (Upper Galilee mountains blind mole rat)
Lineage: Eukaryota; Metazoa; Chordata; Mammalia; Rodentia; Spalacidae
Gene: Bmp10
Product: bone morphogenetic protein 10
Exons: 2
Coding region: 157-1422 (421 amino acids)
Biological process (GO): BMP signaling pathway; SMAD protein signal transduction
Cellular component (GO): extracellular region
Molecular function (GO): growth factor activity; cytokine activity
Source: RefSeq, a predicted model, not a curated record